Molecule: messenger RNA, 678 nt
Organism: Gavialis gangeticus (Gharial)
Lineage: Eukaryota; Metazoa; Chordata; Crocodylia; Gavialidae
Gene: IRX2
Product: iroquois homeobox 2
Exons: 4
Biological process (GO): neuron differentiation; cell development; regulation of transcription by RNA polymerase II
Cellular component (GO): nucleus
Molecular function (GO): DNA-binding transcription factor activity, RNA polymerase II-specific; RNA polymerase II cis-regulatory region sequence-specific DNA binding
Source: RefSeq, a predicted model, not a curated record
CCGCAGGGCUACCUCUACCAGCCGCCCGGCUCGCUGGCGCUCUACUCCUGCCCGGCGUACGGGGCCUCGGCGCUGGCGGCGCCCCGCAGCGAGGAGCUGGCCCGCUCGUCGUCGGGCUCGGCCUUCAGCCCCUACCCGGGAUCCGCCGCCUUCACCGCCCAGGCGGCGGCCACCGGCUUCGCCAGCCCGCUGCAGUACUCCGCCGACCCGGCCGCGGGAUUCCCCUCCUACAUGGGCUCGCCCUACGACGCGCACGCCACGGGCAUGAGCGGGGCCAUCGGCUACCACCCGUACGGCAGCCCCGCGUACCCCUACCAGCUCAACGACCCGGCCUACAGGAAGAACGCCACGCGGGACGCCACGGCCACGCUCAAGGCCUGGCUCAACGAGCACCGCAAGAACCCCUACCCCACCAAGGGCGAGAAGAUCAUGCUGGCCAUCAUCACCAAGAUGACCCUCACGCAGGUCUCCACCUGGUUCGCCAACGCCCGGCGCCGGCUCAAGAAGGAGAACAAGAUGACCUGGGCCCCCCGCAACAAGAGCGAGGACGAGGACGAGGAGGAGGGCGACGCGGGGCGGAGCAAGGGGGGCAGCCCGGGCAAGGGGCCCGAGGGCCACGAGACCUCGGCGGAGGACGAAGGUCAGGCGGGGCGCGGGGCGGCAAAAUCACUCCUGUAG